AUGCCAAGGUCAGACUAUGACUCACACCAAAGGCAGACACCUGCCAAGGUCACGGUCACGGAAAAACCUGCUUCGACGAAGUUCUCAAAAUAUGGUGACAACGCAGGCUUCGACGAGGUUAAAAAGUUUCAUUGCCCCAGAUAUUGUUGGUGCGUCAAGCCUAACGGUGAUGAAAUCCCCGGUUAUCAUAUCGUCGUAUUUGAAGUGGACGAAAAUACGCUCACUUGUGAAUGUGCAAGGAAGGCAGCUGCUUUCCAGGAAACUGGACUCAUAGGGUUGAUCUUUAGUUGCACAAACACGGGCGUCUUUACGCCCGUCCAGUGCACUGGGUCCAUGUGUUACUGCGCUGACAGCAACGGUGAACAGAUUGGCAGCGCUGUCGGUAUGUGGCAAAGAAAUUCAUUGAAUUGCAGUUAGCCGGUUCUUCUGAACGCAACCCGGUAAAAGAUGUUUCUUGGUGAUGAUGUGAAGCGCAAGUUUAUUACUAAUAAAGUUGACUAAUUUGUUGCUUUAAUAAUA
Molecule: messenger RNA, 519 nt
Organism: Gigantopelta aegis
Lineage: Eukaryota; Metazoa; Mollusca; Gastropoda; Neomphalida; Peltospiridae
Product: thyroglobulin-like
Exons: 4
Coding region: 1-417 (138 amino acids)
Source: RefSeq, a predicted model, not a curated record